CGUGUUCUGUAGAUCCCGGUGCUCUGAUUGGUCGGCUGUAGAUCCCUGGGCUCUGAUUGGUCGGCUCGGUGUUGCCAGAGCAGUCUGGUCUGAACUGAUCGUGUUGAUCUCAGCAGUCAUCAUGGCGCUCACUGACCCAGACUCAGAGCACCCAUAUAGCCAUCUAAUCGACACCCUGAUAGAUGGCAGGAUCAAGUUCUUCAAUCCACAGAAAUUAAAUGAUCCAAGAUAUGAUAAGCUGCCUCUGUCCAUCCGUGUCUUACUGGAGGCAGCGAUCCGUAACUGUGAUGGCUUUUACACAAAAGAAGACGACGUCGAGAAGCUUCUGGAUUGGCAGCAGCAGCAGAAUGAAGCGGAGGUGCCGUUCUCUCCGGCGCGAGUCCUUCUUCAGGACUUCACUGGUAUUCCUGCCAUGGUGGACCUGGCAGCCAUGAGGGACGCUGUGGCCAAACAUGGCAGGAACCCCGGCCUGGUCAACCCUAAAUGCCCCACAGACCUCAUCGUAGAUCACUCAUUACAGAUUGAUUAUAGCAAAUGUGCCAUACAGAAUGCUCCGAACCCGGGUGGAGGGGACGGUCCAAACCAGAGCCAGGGUCCUUCCCGUUCCACAUCCAGGCGAGGCUCACAUUGUGGGAGCCAGCGGGGCUCCUGUAGUAAAGCUGCCUGCAGCGACCUUCCAUCCUCCCCGGGUCGAGCUCCGGCGUCUGUCCAGCAGAUCGAGAACACGCCUCUCCUCUGCCCUUUCCACCUGCAGCCUGUGUCUGAAACUGAAACAGCUGUGAAGAAUCAGGAAAUGGAACUGAUCAGAAACAAAGAGAGGCUUCAGUUCUUUAAGUGGUGUUCAAAAGCGUUUAAGAAUGUGAACGUGGUUCCUCCGGACGUUGGUGCAGUCCACCAGGUGAAUCUGGAGUAUCUGUCCAGAGUGGUCCAGGUCACCGACGGUUUCAUCUACCCCGACAGUGUGGUGGGAACCGACUCACACACCACCAUGAUCAAUGGCCUGGGCAUCCUGGGCUGGGGUGUCGGGGGAAUCGAGUCAGAAGCCGUGAUGCUGGGCCAGCCGGUGUCUCUGACUCUUCCUCAGGUGGUGGGCUGUAAGCUGGUGGGCUCCAUCAACCCUCUGACCACCUCAAUAGACACCGUCCUCGGCAUCACAAAGCACUUGCGGCAAGCUGGGAUCGCUGGGAAGUUCGUAGAGUUUUUUGGACCUGGUGUCUCCCAGCUAUCAGCUCCUGACCGGACCACCAUCGCCAACAUGUGCCCAGAGUACAACGCUACUGUCAGCUUCUUCCCUGUCGACCAAGUCACACUCGAGCACUUUAAAAAGACAAAUUUUAGCCAGGAAAAACUUGAAUUAAUGGAGUCUUACAUGAAGGCUGUAAAACUUUUCCGAAGCUAUGAAGACUCCUCAGAAGACCCCCACUACUCUGAGGUGAUUGAGAUCAACCUGACUUCCUUCGUGCCCUGUGUGAGCGGACCGAAGAGGCCUCAGGACAGAGUGGCAGUCAGCAGCAUGAAAGAAGACUUCCAGAGUUGCCUCGAUGAGAAGGUUGGCUUCAAAGGCUUUCACAUCGCUAAAGCGAAGCAGGAAACGCAGGUUCCUUUCCUGCACUGCGGUCGCGAGUACCAGCUGGCUCACGGCUCGGUGGUCAUCGCCGCCGUCAUCAGCUGCACCAACAACUGCAACCCGUCUGUCAUGCUCACCGCAGGUCUACUGGCCAAAAAGGCUGUGGAGGCGGGGCUUGUUGUCAAGCCUUAUAUUCGGACCAGCCUGGCUCCUGGAAGUGGCAUGGUCACUCACUACCUCAGUACCAGUGGAGUCCUGCCUUACUUUAACCAGCUGGGGUUUGAUGUGAUUGGUUACGGCUGUGCCACCUGUGUGGGGAACACGGCUCCGUUACCAGAAGCUGUUGUGGAUGCAAUCAAACAGGGGGACCUGGUGGCCUGCGGUGUUCUAUCUGGCAACAGGCACUUUGAAGGCCGCCUGUGUGACUGCGUGCGUGCCAACUACCUAGCCUCCCCGCCCCUGGUCGUGGCUUAUGCUCUUGCGGGCACUGUGGGAAUCGACUUUGAGAAAGAGCCUCUGGGUGUGACUUCAGAGGGAAAGGAGGUGUACCUGUGUGAUAUCUGGCCGUCCAGGGAGGAGGUCCAACAGACCGAAGAGGACACAGUCAUCUCCUCCAUUUUUAAGGAUCUCAGGGGAAGGAUGGAGAAAGGGAACACGCUUUGGAACAACAUUGAAUGUCCAGAUUCUGUGGUUUUCCCCUGGGAUCACAAGUCCACAUAUAUCCGUUCGCCGUCUUUCUUCAGCAAGUUGAGUAAAGAGGUACCAGCUCCUCAGUCGAUAGAGAACGCUCAUGUCUUACUGUUCCUCGGGAACAAAGUGACCACGGACCACAUCUCACCGGCGGGCAGCAUUGCCAGGGUCAGCGCCGCUGCCAAGUACCUGCUGAGCAAACGCCUGACACCGCGGGAGUUUAACUCGUAUGGCGCUCGCCGAGGGAACGACGCAGUGAUGACCAGAGGCACCUUCGCCAGCAUCAAGCUCCAAAAUCGAUUCAUCGGCAAACCAGGCCCUAAGACUUUGCACAUUCCUUCAGGCCAGACACUGGAUGUCUUCGAGGCAGCUGAUCGCUAUCAGAGAGACGGCAUUCCUCUCAUCAUCCUGGCAGGCAAAGACUACGGAUCUGGAAACUCCAGGGACUGGGUAGCCAAAGGACCAUACCUGCUGGGGGUUCGUGCAGUCAUCGCCGAGAGCUUUGAGAAGCUGCACAAGAACCAGCUGGUGGGAAUGGGCAUCAUGCCGCUCCAGUUCCUGCCCGGCGAGAACGCAGACUCGCUGGAGCUCAGCGGGAAAGAGAAGUUCACCAUCACCCAGCCGGACAGCCUGAGUCCGAGGCAGCAGCUCACUGUCAAGACAAGCCAAGGAAAGUCCUUCUUCGUUACCGCACUGUUUGACACUGAGAUGGACGUUAUAUUUUUCCGAAACGGAGGUCUCCUCAGAUACGUUGCUCGGACUUUGCUCUGAAACAGCCUGCAGCCCGGUCCCCAAGCCCCACUGAAUGUGCCCAGCAGUCCUCAUUUCACCAGUUUGUCUUCAGCAUGGAUGAAACACAGCUCAUUGGAGCAACAUAAAGGCUGAGGAUUUUUCCGUUUGACCUGGAUGAACAUCUCCAGACUUUUAGUCAUGAGACGUCACUUUUUAGACCUGAGCUGCUACUUUCGUCACUACAUGUGGCUGAUGAAGCAGCGUUUCUUCUCAGAAGAUGGUCAAAAACAAAGCGCAAGAAGGCGUGGUGACAUUCACUCAAUAAGGAGAUUAUACUCUCGACGAAUUUUGAACAUUGUUUUUUUUUUCCGUCUUGUUGUGUUUGAGACCGAGAAGACAUUUCUUUCAUCAUGGAGUUGAGCCAGGAAGAAAUAAAUCCCAUCUGCUUCUGUUGUCGUUUAACAAAGUAAAUAAAACAAUCCUGCCUAGAGAGGCUUACAUGGUGCUAGGUACUACGGCAUGAAUACAUUGUUUUUUAGGGUGCGGUAUAGCCUGUUUUUUCCCUGACAUCCAAGUAAAGUCUAAUUUUACAGAAAUUAUGUCAGUUGCCCAUAUUUCAUUUUGGGGCCAAAUAAUCUUAUGUAAAUUAAAGUUCUGUUGAUAUUUCUUUGAACAAAUUCCCUUUUGCAGUUGCCUCCUGAUACUCAAUUUGUGUUAUGUGGAAAAUAUGAAAUCCCUCUUUUUCCUUUUUGCUGUAUCACUAAACUACAUAAAGUUACCUCCUACUACAACUGACAGUCCUCUGCAUCACAUUAAAGUAAUUAUAAAUGUUAUUCAAAUAUUAGUCCAUAAAGCAGGAGAUGCUUUUAACGGUUUGAUUAAUGUUGCGCCAAAAAAGACAACUUAUUUAAAAUACAUUCAGUGUUUGUACCCAAAGUAUAAAUAUCAAGACGCAACAUUUCAAAUUUCAAAUUUGAGUUAACCUAACUGGUGCUGAGGGGAAAGUAGUUACAUUUUUAUUGCUGGCUGUAUUUACACUUGUCAUUUGCAUGUAGUUUUUUUUUUUAAAGGAAUAAUUGAAAACAGAUUUUGCGAGAUCACACGCCUGAAUCACCCAAAUAACUUUUACUUGUGUAUCUCCAGUGAACGUGUCCGGUUAAAUCUCUUUCCCCAGCCUGAGACCGACAACCCUCAGUGUUCAGCAUUUUAAAAUAAAUAUUUUAAUGAGUACAUUUUAAUUAUAAUAAAUUAUAUUUAAAGGGAAAUUCCAGAUUUUAGACACCAAAGUCUGUUUCCGAAAGUUUGGCCAGCUACAUGAGUCGCUGCUGAAGUGUUGCUCAAGCACUCGUUGAAUAGCACUGGGAACUUAACCUUGCGCGGCAGCUGGAUUCUCAAGAGAUCACAUAUCACACAAAAAUCUAUCUUGUCAGGCUUCAAAUACAUUUGUGUCUAGCAAGCCAGGGCACUGACCCAGCGUCCUGUGAGGAGCUACUGGCAGCUACAGGCGUGGCUUAGGUGUGUGUGAGACGACGUUCUAAAAAACAAUGGCGGCUCCUGAAAAGGUUGGCGUAGACGCUGCAAUAGCAUCAUUGAAAGAAGAGCAAAGAACGGCACUGAAGGCUUUUCCCGUCUGGCUUCAGCAAGAGUUUGAUUGACAGAUGGUUCAUCCAAUCACCUGCCACGUAUUUUGUGAAGUGCCUGCCCCUUUUUCAAUCAGCUUCUCAGAUGGUUCUGUGUAACAAACCAUCUCCCAUCUGGCCGGUGAGGUUACUGGGAACGGCAAGAAAAGUUUUUUUUACAUUUUUUUUGACGGAACUGGAAUUGUUGGGAGAGAGAAGGGGACCGGAAAUGGCGAAACAAAACAUAUGAUUGGUUGAUGCUCCUCCGCGUCAUUGGAGUAAAGCAAGAAAGCGAAUACUUACAUUUCCCAAAAUGAUUAUUUCUUUACGUAAUCUCACUUUAACAACUGGACCCAUUUCGAUACCCGGUCCCUGUCGUGAUUUGGCGCCGUGUGAAGAUAAAAGCUGCAUGAAAGUGACAAGUGUAAUAAUAGAGCUUCAUAUCUUUGGUGCUUCUAAUGCCAUCAGUUCAUUACUUUCACUUAUGUCAGACUUAUUACUAAAUAUUACAUGCAUGAGGAGAUUUAUCAGAUCAAUUGUAGGGGAAAAUGACUGAAUCAAUGCUCUAUCAAUGCAGUUUGAACUGAAUUAUAAGUCAAUGGAGGAACACCAGCCCGGCCUAUAAUACAGGUAUUCUUUAAUUUAUAAUCCAUCACAAAUGACAUGUAUUGGGGGUACUGGACUGGACUUAAAUAAUUCUUUUUGUCAGCUCUGUAGGAUUUAAUUUUUGUGCAUGUUGAAACCAUUUUGGCUCAGAGUCAUAAAAAAGAGUACUUUAGUAGAUAAUGGCACUUUCUGAAAUCCUCCCUUCAUGUAUCACGUCACGUUGUUUAGAAAGUGGAUUGGAGCCUUUAUGCAUUUAUAUUUUUUAGAGAGCGUGAUAUAAUUACUGGCUGUUUAGGAGAAGUUAUUUAUUGAUUACCUACACUAUUCCGUUAAAUAUGUUGAAACCAUAUACUGCCUACUUUGUUUUUGUCAUUUUAAGAGUGAACAAAGACGGUGUUUUGCCAACUGCCAAAACAAGCUGAAACAAGUAGCAAGCUGUCAUGAGUCUCGUAGUUUCUACACUGCUUAUUAAUAUUACAGGACAUGUAGGUUUUUAGUUCCUCAGCCAGUCCAUCUUCACUAUUUGCCUUCCUAGUUUGAGGUUGUUUUGAUUAGUCAGUGAUAUCUGAAUGCAGCACAGUGUGAAAGCUUUAGCCGUAGUGUCAUCAUGUGUAGCAGUUAACUGGUACACUGCUGCUUCCCAUUAUCUCAGUUUAUGGAAGCAAAGUAUGUAAAACGAGUGCAUCACUGCACAAGUGAAAAGGUGUCUGGAUGUCUGUAACUCUGAAUCAUAUUGUUAAUAGUUUUUAAUAAAUGGUAAGGCAACGCUG
Messenger RNA from Sebastes umbrosus (honeycomb rockfish), 5984 nucleotides. It is a transcript of the gene ireb2, whose product is annotated as iron-responsive element binding protein 2. Bases 122 to 3028 code for a protein of 968 amino acids. Gene Ontology annotation, cellular component: cytosol; mitochondrion. The record is from RefSeq and is a predicted model, not a curated record. NCBI's taxonomy places the organism in Eukaryota, Metazoa, Chordata, Actinopteri, Perciformes, Sebastidae. The transcript has 22 exons. Gene Ontology annotation, molecular function: aconitate hydratase activity; iron-responsive element binding; 4 iron, 4 sulfur cluster binding. Gene Ontology annotation, biological process: citrate metabolic process; tricarboxylic acid cycle.